Staurois parvus is the source of this 339-nucleotide messenger RNA. The record is from the annotation of a GenBank genome assembly. NCBI's taxonomy places the organism in Eukaryota, Metazoa, Chordata, Amphibia, Anura, Ranidae.
GUCUGGCGGAACAGCGGGCAUCGAGUCAACUGGCGGAACAGCGGGCACCGAGUCACUGCGGGCACCGAGUCGUCUGGCGGAGCAGCGGGCAUCGAGUCGUCUGGCAAGACUGCGGGCACCGAAUCACCAGGCACGACAGUGGGCUCUGACUCAAUUGGCACGACAGCGGGCACCGGGUCAUCAGGUACCGGAUUGUCUGGAUCAACAGCGGGCAUCGAGUCAACUGGCCUAAUAGGAUCGUCAGGCUGGAUCAGUUUUCAUCAUGCUGGUCGAGGCAUCACGGCUGAAUGCAGGCGUCCGCUGAGUAGAGGCUUCAGGCUGAGUAGAGGCUUCAGGCUG